This is a messenger RNA of Oikopleura dioica, 2175 nucleotides long. The record is from the annotation of a GenBank genome assembly. NCBI's taxonomy places the organism in Eukaryota, Metazoa, Chordata, Appendicularia, Copelata, Oikopleuridae.
AUGGUUUUUGCUUGGCCCUCGCUGCUGCUACUACUGCUACUCCAAUCGGCAAGCGCACAAGGGGGCCCUUCGGAACUUUAUGGUCUAAAAUUGGACAACUGGCAAGUUUCUGAAACGAACCUACUUGCGUACCAGGCUGUUGAGGAUCAGAUUGCCGGGUCGCUCCCGGUAGCGAUCAACGCUGACUCGCGAGUUGUUCUCUUCGGAGAAAAUCUAAUCGGGCGAAAGUUCGUGCUCACCGAGUACACGGGCAAUGAAGGACCGAAAUGCAACGAUCACGGACACACGAAGAGCGUCGCCGUCAACGCAUACACAGAAGAACUCGACGUCGGAGUUAUCAACAUCAACAACACGGCCUUUGAGGAUAUUGCAGCUGGAAAGUACUACUUUUGCUUCGCUGAUCCAAACGAUAAUGAUGUCUAUUUACACGCUGGAAACAACAGCAUCCAAAGCAUUCAUUUCGUGGAAGUGGACUCGCAAACCUCCAUCCUCCCCGUCCCCCUGCAGACCAUCUGUAUCGGUCUCCUCCUCUGCCUUUCCGGAACGUUCUCCGGCUUGAAUCUCGGUCUCAUGGCGCUGGACCCGCAGCAGCUCAAGAUUCUCACCACUUCGGGAUCGCCGGAUGAGAUCAAGUACGCCAAAUCGGUGCUGCCCGUCAGAAUUCACGGAAACUUUUUACUCUGCACGUUGCUCCUCGGAAACGUCCUUGAACACGAAAAGGCUAUCUGCUCUCGACACGGGCUCGCUGUGGGAUACCAUACUCUUCCUCUUACCUACAUUUUUAUGGCCAUUACUGGAAUCAUCUCUUAUCCGCUUGGCAAGAUCCUCGACGUCGUUCUCGGCGAAGAAAUGGGCGUCAACUACAAGAAGCAAGCCUUCCUCGAACUCAUCAAGCAAGGACAAAACGAUCUUGAAGAGGACGAAAAGAUUAUGAUCGAAGGAGCGCUAAAACUGAGCGAAAAGACCGUCCGCGACGUCAUGACGCCUAUCAACCACGUGUUCACCGUCUGUGAAGACGAGAUCAUCGACUACGACUUCAUGGGACGCGUUUCCGACGCUGGAUACUCUCGAAUUCCAGUCACAAAGCGCGGCGGAAAGAACUCGGAAAUUACUGGUCUGCUCUUCCUCAGAGAUUUGGUCAUGCUCGAUCCGGAUGACAAUACUGUCGUUUCUACUGUCACGAAUUUUUACAAGCAUCAGCUGAUGAGCAUCGAUCAGGAUAUGAAGCUCGAUGAUAUGCUCGAAGAAUUCAAGAAAAACCACCAUCAUCUCUCUUUGGUCACAAUGCCUAUCCAAACUGGAACAGAAACCGACAGCAAGGCCGAACGCGAAACUUGCGGUAUCAUCACCCUCGAAGACAUCAUCGAAGAGAUCAUUUGCGACGAGAUCGUUGACGAAACCGACCAGUACCGCGACAAUCGCUCCCGAAUCCGUAACCACAAACGAGAGAAGACCGAGAAUCCCAAGAAUUUCUUCCGAAACCACUCUGAAGCUUGCGAUCCUUCGUCGAACCCGCAGAAUCCUGACAAUCUCGAAGAAAUUACGCGCGCCCAGAUCGCAGCUGUUCUUCGCUUCAUGGUCGCCGAAGUCAAGCCUUUCUCCCAAGAUGUCAUUUCUGAAAACAAACUCAAACUCCUCCUAUUUCAACAACAUUCCGUCGUUUAUGUAAAACGAAGCUCCGAAACAAAACCGCUGCUUGUCCGUGGUCAACCAGUGACCCAGUUCAUCGUCAUUAUCGAAGGAAAGGCCGAAGUGCAACUCGGCGAGGACGAAAUGCCGAUCGAAGUCGGCCCCUUCCGAUGCUUCGGCGUCUCCGCGCUCCUGGACGUCAAACCAACCAAUCUUGCCGAAAAUGUUCAAAUCCAAGGCUCCCAAUCCAUUCCAAGUGGACUUGCUGGUGAAAGAGAAUCAGUCGAUCGAUCUGGUACUCCAUCUCAGACUGGCGUCAUUUCUGACGCUACUGUUCGAAUAAUCUCCGACGAAUUCAUCUACGCCCGUGUGACUCGAGCAGAGUACCGCCAAAUGCGGAACCAGUUUGAAAUCACCAAAGUCCAACAGCUUUCUGCUUCAAUGGAACAACUGCAAUCAGCUGGCUUUAGUCCCGAAAAUACCUCAGUAACAAACGUCAACGAAACCAGCAUGAGUGAUUCCAACGUCAAAGGUAAACAAUAUUAG